GUGGGUGGUGAAGCUCCGUAUAGGCAAGCCUGUGACGCCGCCAAUGAAGGUUUGCAGCACACAUUUUGUCACCGAAGACUUCUUCUAGAGCAGCAUUGGUCUGUACGACUCAAAGGCGAGUUUCCAAGUUGAUUAGACGUGGAAGAGUGAGAAGCCUAAAAUGACCUAUCUACCAAUGGAAUCAAAGCCAAAUGGCAUGAACUUGCCAGACGGCAUUCAUAAGAAGAAGCACGAAGAGCAGAAACCGAUGUGCGAUGUGUACUUGGUAGUAUGGAGACCUCCACCAAGCCGAAAAUGGAAGUCUUGGUUCUCAAUUAGCUCGGACUGCUGCGACACGUCUUCACGCGCAAUGCAGCAUUGCGGGCUGCGAUUUCACUGGAAAAAUGGCGCUUCGUUUCUGCUUGAAGCUGUGGAGAAAGGCGGCAAACUCGUUGGACAGAUGCAAAACAACGACAUAGAGUGUGAACCACUGGAACAGAUUCCACUCGGAUCUCAUGAGCUUGACUAUGGCGACAUAGCAAAUGCUUACGGAGAGAUGUCAAAGCCAGAGAAGUACGAUGUUGUAAAGAACAACUGCCAAGAAUGGAUAGUGAAAUUGUGCAAUUUGAUGAAGAUCUCUGUGCCAAACAAAGUAUACACGUUGCGAGAGCUUCUGUCACUUCCUUCUGACACCAAGAAAAAUGCAUAAUAUGACAGCGGAACCCAGGAGUCUACGAGCAACGCACCUAGACUAUGGAUAGCCUCCAGUGAUGAAGAAUAACCCUCGUCAGACAUGUACAUCGGACGACAGAGUAGAUUACUAAUAAGUGACAAUAGUGUGUGCAUCAGCCUUGUAUGUUUAUAUAAAAUAUAAGUACUUAUGCUAG
Rhipicephalus microplus (southern cattle tick) is the source of this 866-nucleotide messenger RNA. RefSeq lists its product as uncharacterized. NCBI's taxonomy places the organism in Eukaryota, Metazoa, Arthropoda, Arachnida, Ixodida, Ixodidae. The record is from RefSeq and is a predicted model, not a curated record.